AUGGCCGAACUAGCAAAGACGGCGGCACGCCAAUUGCCCAGCUUCAAGCUGGGCCAGAAGCAGGUCUUCCUGCCGAACCACAUCAUCACCUUCCUCCGAAAAGAGCACCUCCCGCCGAACGAGGCCUGCUUCAAGGUUCCUCUGCGCUUCACCAAGUUCGAUCUUCGAGACUACCUGUGGAAUCUCUACAAUGUCGAGGUCACCAAGGUGCGGUCAUACGUCAAGCAGCAGCCCCUCACACAGCGGAACUCGCACUCGCGCUCGUGGUAUCGCCCGCAGCCCCUGAAGAUCAUGACCGUCGAGCUGGCCAAGCCGUUCCAGUGGCCCGCACUUCCGGAGAACACGGAGUCGUGGAGCAACCAGCUGUGGAAGAUGCGUGAGGAGCUCAUGGACACCCGCAACGAGGAGCACAUCCAGCGACAACGCUUCCAGAUCCCCAUGAAGAGCAAGGAGCCCUUGACGAAGGAGCGGGAGCAGCUGGCGGACCUCGCCAAGAAGAUGCUGUCGGGCGAGGUGAAGUGGUCCAACGAAGUUGAUCUGGACCCCAGGUGGGAGAAGCUGCUGGAGAAGAAGGAUGCGGACCAGGCCAAGCAGGAUGUCAAGGAGGACGCCUAA
Molecule: messenger RNA, 615 nt
Organism: Ilyonectria robusta
Lineage: Eukaryota; Fungi; Ascomycota; Sordariomycetes; Hypocreales; Nectriaceae
Exons: 2
Coding region: 1-615 (204 amino acids)
Biological process (GO): mitochondrial translation
Cellular component (GO): mitochondrial large ribosomal subunit; ribosome
Molecular function (GO): structural constituent of ribosome
Source: RefSeq, a predicted model, not a curated record